AUGGAGCGCGCGAGAGCUGCAAGAUUCAUCUGGAGAUAUCAUGUUCUCUACAACGAUACUCAGCUCGACGCCAAUACUGUUCACGAGUCUCAUUACAUACAGGCUCCAUGGAUUGAUAGUCCUUCAUUGAUCAGUGAUUUAGUAAAUCCAUCUGAUUUGGUUGUCAAGGAAGACAUGGAUUUCAUACCCAGUACAGGUGGACUUGUCUGGAUUACCGGAUCGGGAAAUAUCGCAAAGAAUUUAGAUGUUCAGCGCACCGUUCGACGCCAUGUCAUGAUAAGGCACUAUCAAGAUAAGAAGCAGAGGAAAGCAGCAUAUUUGGAAAGAAAACCGGUAUCAGUAGCUCGUAGCAAGUUGGUUCAAGGCUCGCUGCAGCUUCGCGAGCUAGAAAGUAGCCACCUACGUGUGUCUACGAAACCCACUGAAUAUCAAGAACUUGUGCCUUAUUCAUCAUCACCAAGUGCUCAAACUAGAGAACCAAAGCUGUAUUGUUCAUUAUGUGCAGGUUCAAGUGCAACCAAGGAGGGAUUCGACAUAGAAGGCUGUCGUUGUCAAAGACUGCUACACAAGGACUGCAUUAGUGAAUCCCCUACGAUGCAGAGAGAUCCCUUCUUUCAAUAUCCUAUUGAUGUUACUGCACAAGAUAUCAAACUUAUCGAGUAUAUAUUGGACGACAACAAUAUGAACAGGGUAGCCCACCGACACGAAACCCUCGCCAACGCUAUAUCAGAUCCCAUUGCUUUCCACCAGAUGCUAUCGACUUUUGCAUUGUGGAUGGUUUUUAAAUUAAAAUAUACUGGUGGAGCGAGUUAUCUUAACCAUGAUGCAAUCAUACACCAUAAUAAAGCAAUAAAAGCUGUAAGCCAAAGACUUCAUGAUGGCAUAGGUAUAACAGGCGAAGGGAUGAUAGCUGCAGUUCUAGGAUUUGCACACCAUGCACAUGUCAGAUUAGACUUUUCUGCUUGGAAAAGCCAUAUGGAUGGAGUAAAGCAAAUCGUCAAGCUCAGGGGUGGGGUCCAAACAUUGAACCAAGAUAUGAAAAAUACUUUGUACUGGCACGACUUGGGUGGAGCAUAUACUCAAGUCACUCCGCUACUUUUCGACUGGUCUACAGACACUAUCAGUAACCUCAUACUACUUCGCCCUCCUGCUAGAAGUUCAUCUUCAGCUUUCGAACGAGUGGCUAAAGUCUGGCUCAACCGAUUUCCGAGUCAGCAAGAGUUUCUCGGACUUCUUGAAUCACUAUCUUUGAUCGCUACUCACUUGAAUGAACAAUUUAUUCUCACUGGAUGUCCAGCAGAUGAAACAUUUCCACUCCGUUGCAUAAUCAAGCCAAUGAUUUACCGCUUUCUUAACUUCAACACCAUGAUAGAAAGAAAGGACGAGGCUUCUGUUUCUUCAUACGCGAUUCUGGAGUCAAGUCGUCUUGCAUCUCUUCUAUUCCUAGCACCUCUCCGUCGCCACUUUGGUGUGUUCCCAGUGUUCACAACUUUUCAGGUUGCCAAGCUCCGAAGACUACUCACUGAAAAUAAUGAUCUUGACUGGCACGGCUUAGAGACACUACAGUUCUGGAUACUAACCCUAGCAUAUCUAGAAUCUUCAGGUGACAAAAUGUGGUGGGAAGGCGCACGAGAUAACUUCGGAUCACGAUUUUCGUUAGAGAACCAGCUACCAGAGUUUAUAUGGAUAAAUGCCUUACAUGGUUCCCAACUAAGUAUCUUGAAUGAUCAUCUCUGA
Glarea lozoyensis ATCC 20868 is the source of this 1737-nucleotide messenger RNA. RefSeq lists its product as uncharacterized. NCBI's taxonomy places the organism in Eukaryota, Fungi, Ascomycota, Leotiomycetes, Helotiales, Helotiaceae. The transcript has 6 exons. The record is from RefSeq and is a predicted model, not a curated record. The coding region runs from base 1 to 1737 and encodes 578 amino acids.